UGGCGCGGUAAAUUUAAUAUAUUUGGUUUUAUGACUAUAACAAUAAGUUAUUGGCAUUACAGAACACUAUUACCACAGAACAUAUUGUUUAAAUUCUGUUUGCCACAGAACAGAACACUAGGUCUUACCGAACUCAAAGAGAAUUUAAACACUACGUUUGUCGUUUACCGAACUAUUACUCUCAAAGACCACAUCCAGACUCCAGAAUUUGCAAAAAACUAAAAAGACGGAUAAAAUCUGUAAACAAACAACAUGUCCAGACAAUGCCAAUUUGGAUGGCCCAAUGACCCAAUUUCGAGAAUUCGGCUGGAAGUUUGUAUUGAUAGCUUAGAGUCAGCUAUAAAUGCUAUCCGGGGUGGAGCUCAUGAGAUUGAAGUGUGCAGUUCUCUCACAGAAGGGGGAUUAACUCCAUCGGCAGGCCUCAUUACUGAAGUUAUUAAGAAAGUUAAUGAAAUUCAUAAUGAAGUGGCUGAAGAAUCCAUAGAACAUCAUGAAAAAAGUCAGAUUACUAAAAUCAAUGUGAUGAUACGGUGCAGAGGCGGUGCAGACUUUUGUUAUACAGAACAUGAAAUAAGUACAAUGUUAGCCGAUAUUGCAUUGUUUAAAGAAAUGCCGAUUGACAGAUUCGUUUUUGGCGCGCUCACAGAUGAUAAAGAAGUUGACGUUGACACCUGUUUAAGAGUAAUAUCAGCGGCCAGUCCGAUUCCACUGACAUUCCAUAGAGCGUUCGACCUGUGCGGAAACCCAGAGAUUUCUAUUCAGAAAUUAGUUAAUCUUGGUUUUGACAGACUUCUUACAAGUGGUCAGCAGGGAUCGGCAGUUGAAUUGAACGCUGUAGAUUUAAUUCGUAGAUUACAUCAAAAAUAUAGCGAUAAAAUAGAGAUAAUGCCAGGCUCUGGUGUCAAUUCUGGAAAUGUUGCGGUAUUCGUCGCUAUGGGUUGUACCAUUGUACAUAGUUCGUGUAAAAAACGGCGUAGUGGCGGCUACGUUACUAACGAUCUUGGUAUGGGUUCUACUGAGAUGUUUGUGACUGAUGAAAAUAUUGUUAGGGAUAUGGUUAGAUCUAUAACUAAUUGUAAGGGAACAUCAUAAAUAACAGUUUUGCUUCAUAAUUAAUAUUUCUGUGAUAGAUGUUUAUAGAACAUGUACAAUCAAGUAUAUUUUAUAGAACACUAGCAGACGUUGUUCUGUAUAUAAUAAAUGAAAUAAUGUAUUUAUAUGAAUUUGUCAAUAAUAUAUCAUAACAUCAAAAAUUACUUCGUAAAAUAUGCACCCUGCUGUCGUAAUGAAAUAGUUUCACAGCAGAACUGUCAAACCGUGCGUCAAUAAAUUCUCUCAUAGAAAUUAUGUAUGGACACAUCAAAGGAAAAUCAAAAUUGAUGUUUUUAUUUAAAUCCGAGGAUUUUCAUGUUUAUUCAAACCUUUUAAACCUUCCCUGGACUUCCACAAAUAAUUCACGACCAAAAUUAGCCAAAUCGGUCCUGCCGUUCUCGAGUUUUAGCGAGACUAACGAACAGCAAUUCAUUUUUAUAUAUAUAGACUAGUAGACCCAACAGACGUUGUCCUGUACACACGUCAAAAAUCGGUCCAGCCGUUAGGAGUUCACUAACAUACUCAUGAGCUGGAGAAUUAUAUUAUAUGGACGGAAUUGAGAAUCUAAACCAAUCUCAAAUUCACUGAAACAAACAAAAAAAUCAUCAAAAUCGGUCCAGCCGUAUAGGAGGUAGUUUAAUUGUGAAUCUAAACCAUUCUCGAAUCCACCUGAAGACACACAACAAUCUCAAAUUCACUGGAACACACAAAAAUAUCAUCAAAAUCGGUCCAGCCGUUUAGAAGAUACUUCAAUUGUGAAUCUAAACCAUCCUCGAAUCCCCUUGAACUCACACAAAAAAUUUCAUCAAAAUCGGUCCAGCCGUCUAGGAGGAGUUCAGUGACAUACACACGCACACAAGAAUUAUAUAUAUAAAGAUAUACAUUUGACUAUAGCUGGAUAUACCUUGAGGAUAUGUAGUUUCCCGCAGGAGUAGCUCGCCACAGGAAUAGUAAUGAUACUGCUACUUUGAAGUCAGCCUUGUUUAUUUCCUUGUUCUUCGUUCCUGUUAACUAGUUUUUAAGCAAGACUUUUAUAUUAAUAUUUUAUAUUGUAAUUUUAUAAUCUUUUAAUAAAUAAAUUGGAAAUUGA
Molecule: messenger RNA, 2182 nt
Organism: Leptidea sinapis
Lineage: Eukaryota; Metazoa; Arthropoda; Insecta; Lepidoptera; Pieridae
Product: copper homeostasis protein cutC homolog
Exons: 4
Coding region: 253-1092 (279 amino acids)
Molecular function (GO): copper ion binding
Source: RefSeq, a predicted model, not a curated record